Messenger RNA from Schistosoma turkestanicum, 965 nucleotides. The record is from the annotation of a GenBank genome assembly. NCBI's taxonomy places the organism in Eukaryota, Metazoa, Platyhelminthes, Trematoda, Strigeidida, Schistosomatidae.
GAAAAGAAUGUAUCGGUUGAUGAUACAAUUUCUUUCAUAAUUCAGAUUGUUAUCGAUUGGGUGGGAGAGUGGAGACGAUCACAUAAGUCUAAUCUUCAAGACAUUAUGAACAGUGGUAUCAAGAAGACACAAGAUUAUAAAAUGCAAAGUGUAAAUUCAUUCAAUCCAUAAUUUACAAAACAAUUAAAAUAUGUAUGUAUAUAUCAUGAAAAAUAAAAUUAUUUUCAUCAUCAUUGAUAAUAGUAAAUAUUUUCAAAAAAAAACGAAAUUUCACCGAGAACAAUAACACAAUGAUCAUUGACUUACGUCGAUUAGGUGUCAGUCUAUUGUGUAUCACAGUCAGUUUGAGUAUUACAUCACUUAUUACUGGUUUCUGGGAUUGUGGAAAUCUAUUUUCAGCAUGUCAACAAACUACUUUCAGGGAAACUGUAUCAGCUGUUGCGGGAUUAAUCAUUUUAGGCACUGUCUGCCUAUUAAUCAUCAUUCUGCUGGAUGUCGUUGCAUUGUGUUCAAAUGUAUUUGCAUCACGUGCUGCUUACACAACUGUACGUUUCAUUAUUUUAUAUUUGGGUGCUGCAGCUCUAUUGAUCGGCAUCUUAAUGUACACAGCACUUGUUGGACAUCAAUGGUCAUAUUUCUUUACAGUCACUGGAACUGCAUUAGCUACACAAGUAGCUAUAUUAGCAAUUAUGUCGUCAAAAUGUGUCACUGUUCGAAGUACUACAACAACCAGAACAAUUAGAGAAACUCGAUUGGCACAUCGGUAAACCAUUGAAUGACCAAUUCGAUUAUUUCUGUAAUGAUGAUUUUUCACAUUUCUCUUGUGAUCGAUCAAUUUCGCUUCAGUUAAUAACGCAUCUUGUAGAUUUGACAGUAUUCAAUGUACCUGUUUUGUGGUUAAAUGUUCAAAUGAUUGUUUCACUUUCAUGUUUUUCGAAUAUAAAUAUCAUAUUUAUAUAUAAAAA